Molecule: messenger RNA, 5193 nt
Organism: Herpailurus yagouaroundi (jaguarundi)
Lineage: Eukaryota; Metazoa; Chordata; Mammalia; Carnivora; Felidae
Gene: ZSCAN2
Product: zinc finger and SCAN domain containing 2
Exons: 4
Coding region: 235-2652 (805 amino acids)
Biological process (GO): regulation of immune system process; embryo development; regulation of cytokine production
Cellular component (GO): nucleoplasm; nucleus
Molecular function (GO): DNA-binding transcription repressor activity, RNA polymerase II-specific; RNA polymerase II cis-regulatory region sequence-specific DNA binding
Source: RefSeq, a predicted model, not a curated record
CUCCCGUCCAUUGUUCUCGGUGCCCCUCGGGCUCGAGCCGCGGUGGAUCCGGAGGGGUCGUGUUGUGCCCGGGGGCGCUUUUGCGUGCGGAGUGGCUGCGGAAGCCCGAUCUGGUCUCCCGAGAGCCAGACAGCUUGUUGAAAUUUGAGGACGGAGGUGUCUUCUCAGACGAGCCUGGCUCUAGAAGACUGACGUUCAAGGCUCGAAGCCUGCGGGAUUGCCUCGGGAAGGUGGAUGAUGGCUGCAGAGGGGCCGAGAGUAAGCACUCCCUUGAGCCCCUUGGUCCAGGCGCCUCAUGAGGAAGACGAACAGGAGGAGGUCACCACCAUGAUCCUGGAGGACGACUCUUGGGUGCAGGAAGCUGUACUUCAGGAGGAUGGCCCUGAGUCCGAGAGCGCCGGCAAGGGCAGCCCCCACGGGGAGGCUGCUGGAGGGCCUCAGGGUGCGCUUGGCCGCCUUCGGGAGCUCUGUCGGCGCUGGCUGAGGCCGGAGGUGCACACCAAGGAACAGAUGCUGACGGUGCUCCCCAGAGAAAUCCAGGCCUGGCUGCAAGAGCACCGGCCCGAAAGUGGCGAGGAGGCCGUGGCCCUGGUGGAGGACCUGACGCAGACCCUUCGGGACGGUGAUUUUGAGAUCCAGAGCGAGGAUGGGGAGAACUCCAAUCAAGAUAUGUUCGAGGACGCGGAAUCACGGCAGAUGUUGCCGGAGAGGCCCGACGGGGCGGGCACUCAGCGGCCUGGCUGGGAAAGCGACUUGGAGAGAGACCGUGGCCCCGGGGGGCGCCGGGGAGGGGCCCCGGCCGGGGGCCGCAGGGAGGUGGCGGCCCAGGGCCGGGAGGUGGGACGGCUCAUCGGCCUUCAGGGCACCUACCUGGGGGAGAAGCCCUACGAGUGUCCGCAGUGUGGGAAGACCUUCAGCCGGAAGUCCCACCUGAUCACGCACGAGCGGACCCACACGGGGGAGAAGUACUACAAGUGCGGCGAGUGCGGGAAGAGCUUCAGCGACGGCUCCAACUUCAGCAGACACCAGACCACGCACACGGGGGAGAAGCCUUACAAAUGCAGGGACUGCGGGAGGAGCUUCAGCCGGAGCGCCAACCUCAUAACCCACCAGAGGAUCCACACGGGGGAGAAGCCCUUCCAGUGCGCCGAGUGCGGCAAGAGCUUCAGCAGGAGCCCCAACCUCAUCGCCCACCAGCGGACCCACACGGGGGAGAAGCCCUACUCGUGCCCCGAGUGCGGGAAGAGCUUCGGCAACCGCUCGAGCCUUAACACGCACCAGGGCAUCCACACCGGCGAGAAGCCGUACGCGUGCAAGGAGUGCGGGGAGAGCUUCAGCUACAACUCCAACCUGAUCCGGCACCAGCGGAUCCACACGGGCGAGAAGCCCUACCGGUGCCCCGACUGCGGGCAGAGGUUCAGCCAGAGCUCGGCGCUCAUCACGCACCGCAGGACGCACACCGGCGAGAAGCCCUACCGGUGCGGCGAGUGCGGCAAGAGCUUCAGCCGCAGCUCCAACCUGGCCACGCACCGCAGGACGCACCUGCCGGAGAAGCCCUACAAGUGCGGCGAGUGCGGCAAGAGCUUCAGCCAGAGCUCCAGCCUCAUCGCGCACCAGGGCACGCACACGGGCGAGAAGCCCUACGAGUGCCUGACGUGCGGGGAGAGCUUCAGCUGGAGCUCCAACCUCGUCAAGCACCAGCGCAUCCACACGGGCGAGAAGCCGCACCGCUGCGGCGACUGCGGCAAGAGCUUCGGCCAGCGCUCCCAGCUGGCGGCGCACCGACGGACGCACACCGGCGAGAGGCCCUACCGGUGCGUCCUGUGCGGCAAGAGCUUCAGCCGCGGCUCCGUCCUCGUCAUGCACCAGCGAGCCCACCUGGGCGACAAGCCGUACCGCUGCCCCGAGUGCGGGAAGGGCUUCAGCUGGAACUCGGUGCUCAUCGUCCACCAGCGCACCCACACCGGGGAGAAGCCCUACAAGUGUGGCCGUUGUGGGAAAAGCUUUGGCCGAAGCUCACACCUGGUCUGCCACCAGAGAACCCACACCGGGGAGAAGCCCUACAAAUGCCCCGAAUGUGGGAAAGGCUUCAGUGAUCAUUCUAACCUCACAGCACACCAGAGAAUCCACACUGGAGAAAAGCCCUAUAAAUGUGGAGAGUGCUGGAAAAGCUUCAACCAGAGCUCCAGCCUCCUGAUGCACCAGAGAGUCCACACAGGAGAGAAACCCCACAAGUGCAGUGAGUGUGGAAAGAGUUUCACCAAUAGCUCGCACUUCAGUGCGCACUGGCGAACGCACACUGGUGAAAAGCCCUACCAGUGCCCUGAGUGCGGGAAGAAGUUCAGUAAGAGUUCCACGCUCACCAGCCACCAGAGGAUCCACACAGGAGAGAAGCCCUAUGAGUGUCUCGAGUGUGGCAAAAGUUUCAGUGACCGCUCAAACCUCAUUACCCACCGGCGAAUUCACACUGGAGAGAGGCCCUACAGGUGUGGCGAAUGUGGGAAGAGCUUUAAUCAGAGCUCAAGUCUCAUCAUACACCAGAGGACCCACACGGGAGAGAAGCCCUACGAAUGCGGUGCCUGUGGGAGGCGAUUUAACAACAGUUCGCAUUUUAGUGCGCAUCGGAGAACCCAUGUGGGCGAGAGGCUCUAAAUGUCUUUAAGAAGCAUCAAAUCUAGAAGCACCACAGAAUCUGUUCUAAGAAAGGUCUGUAUGGUCCUUGAUUCUAUACCACGACCCCCACAGGAGAUGGGAGACCAGGGAUUUAGGUCCCAGUUCGGUAGAGGUCAUUGUGUUUCUCUCACUGAAAACUCAGCUGGCUUACGGAACACUACUCAGGGCUUGCUUAUCCGCGCUAUUGAAAUGGAAGCUAAUUUCCAGAGAAUUCAGAGACUCAUUCUGAAUUGGACUGUACCACCGUCACGAUAGGUCUCCAUUAGGAUUCUGUGCCUUAACUUCCACAGCUUGGUAAUAUGAGGGUGAGACUCUUGUCCCCAAGACCCCCCCUUCAAGGACAGAGGAGGUCCGCCCCGCGGUGCUCAUGGCAUUAACGGUGGCCGGCUCCGCCACAGGGCCGGUAGUGGCUGAGCUCUUUCUUCUCAGCACUGGGCAGCUAGACGGGGAUUUAUUAACUGAGCACAUUUUUCAAGGUCUUCCACGGUUCUCCCCGUGGAGGGUGGGGCCCGCGAACCGUCUCCAUUUCUCUACGUGCUUCUUACCCAAGAGGAGAGCACUCUGUCGUGUCAUUUGGAGGAGGAAAGGUCAGUGCUCCAGGUUGGCUUUCUAAACCAUGACCUACUCUUCCUCUCGACAUGUUAGGUUGAGCCAUAGGAGACCGGCAUCUUUGAGGUAUAGAACCAGCAAUUAAUAGGACUCGACCUAAGCAGACGUCUCACAGGGUAGAACCGCUCCAAAUUGCCAGCAGUGCUGCCGGCGAGCCCUACGGCCCAUGCGGUGCCCUAAAAAUAUAACACUGUGUCUAGGAGAUCACGAACAGGAUGAUGAAAUGGGGAAAGCCUUUUCCGUUUGCAAGUACGUCCGGAGCAACGACCACUAACCUUGGCAGCGGUAAGGAGGCCGGGUUGGAGGAGCCGCUGCUCCAUCCCCGGCCUCAGGGGAGGCCGCGUGCAGGCGCACAGGUCCUGGAGAUCUGGGGUGUCUCUGAGUGAGCAGAGCACAGCCCCUGGAGGGACUCUGACACACGCAGCAAAUGGUGCUUAGAAAGAAAUGGAAUACGGUUUCUUGCUCUUAGUUUCUCCUUCGUGCAUUUGGCUUGAAAAUAUUUUCCCCCAGCCUUCCAGAAACCCACCAGUUAUAAAACAAAGCACAGUCUACACAUGUCACGGUUUCAUAUCGUUAGAUUUAUAGAAUACGAUUAAGUAAGGAGUCUUUUCUAACGAAUGUAAAAGAACCUAUUCAAGUAAGUGUUGUCCGUCAAAAGCAGCCGUUCUGACGGGCUGUGAACUCCGUUUGUUGUUGCCAUUACUGAAAACAUUGAGUUUUCCUCUGAGAAUUGUCUUCAGACCACCUUAGAAGGCCUCCUAUCGAUGUAGUUCUAGCACAGAGUAGUGUCCGGCAUGGAAGAAAGGCUUAAUAAACACUGGCAGAACGAAUAGCGUGUUUAUUAUCUGGCCCGGUCACCUCUCUUAUCUGUGAGACUUGUCUCUGCCCAGUAUCUGCUAUCUGGAACCAGAAGUCCUUCGAAGGAUGUCAGUUUGCUGCCACUGAGGACACUUCGGAGAGCCUGUUUUUGGAGAUCGUUUUCAAAGAGGUAUCCCAGAAAUCUGAGUUCAGAAUUUUUUUUAUACGGCCAGGAAAUAAAUCUGAUAAUGUAUUCUUUUAAAUCAUUUUACUCUUUUGAAUGAGAAAAUCUUUACUUGGGUGGAAAUUCACGAUACUAAAAUUAACAUAGCUGUGCGUUAUAAAAAGAGUUUGGAAAUAACCACAUUCCCUUUUGGAAACUUCUGGAAUGGAACACGGAGAUUCAGAUGUAAUAUCCAUUACCAUGCCAUCUCACGUGUAUUUUCCCCUUAGCAAAGCAAGGGGAAAACUGAGCUGGAGACUGUAGAUAUUUCAUAUGGAUUUUACAGUCCGUGAAGCACUGGGACACGUGAGAUGGCUCUCCUAAGUGUUGUUGGCAUAGUUCUCAGUGGAAGACUAGAGCACUGAGUCUCACCAGUUGACUAUCACGUGGAGAGGUUUCCCAGUGAACCCAACGUAAUAUGUACUUUUUACAGUGCCUGGAUUUUGAUUUGAAACUAGUUAUCCAUUCCCUUGCUCCAGAGUGUUCUGAUUUGCCUUUUCGCCUACCUCGGGACGCGGCAUGAGCAAAGCUCUGGGGGCUUUAGUUUUUAGCUCACCUCCAGCUCCAGCUCAUAAUCACGGCUUCAGAGUUUCUGAACCAGGCAAGCAGGGUGGCUUUUGGAAGCUGUUCACUUGGAAAUCCCCUCAAGAGAAAAAUAAUGAAGUGAUAGCGGGAAAUGCAUGAAAUUCACCUCUAUUAUAAAAGUUGCAAUAGAUGACAAUCAGAUUAUGCAUUGCAAAAUUUUAACUGAAGAGGUGCAUAGCAGAAAUACCGGUUCUUAUUCUCACGCACAGAGAGCAAGAAACACAGGAGUUGGGUUUCGGGGCACUAAUCCUAGUAGCCGAAGCUGAUGCAAGUAUAUUAACCCAUUAAAUAAGCGAAUUCCAAGC